Messenger RNA from Oryza brachyantha (malo sina), 1548 nucleotides. RefSeq lists its product as uncharacterized. Bases 365 to 1429 code for a protein of 354 amino acids. Lineage: Eukaryota; Viridiplantae; Streptophyta; Magnoliopsida; Poales; Poaceae. The transcript has 3 exons. The record is from RefSeq and is a predicted model, not a curated record.
UCAGUGAAAAGUAUUUCACAAAUUCAUUCCUGCUGCUGCAAAAGAGAAACACUAAUCUCACAACACAGUAUCUUCUUCAUACGAUAGAGAAAAGGAGCUUAAUUGUAGAAUUGGGGAAAGAUGAACUGGGGAUUUUCAUGCGCCUUUUCUUGGUCGUAGUACACAAAAUCAAAUUUUUUACAUGAUAUUGUAGCUGAAUUCAAGGAGUUCUCUUGCAAAUAUGCUGACCUUCAUUUCUAUUUUCUCCCUUGGGGGACAAAAUUUAGAGCAGUUGAUUUCUGCAAGCAAGAAACAGGUCCUUCUGUUACAAAUCUCAGAAUAGUAUAACUUUUUACGCAGAAAUUAAGUCGCAUUUUCUCAGACAAUGCUAGCAAUGCGGCCGGUGGAUGACAAGGAGUGCUACAGCCACAGCAGCCAUGGCCAUGGCGAGUCGAAUGGGCGGCUGCAGCGCAAGAACAAUCCGGCAUCAAGGCCGAAGCCAAUGCCGUCCAAGUGGGACGACGCGCAGAAGUGGCUCGUCAGCCUGUCCAACGGCGGCGGCGUGGACGGGAUCCACGGCGGCAAGGUGAAGCCAAGGAACUCCAACGCCGACGACCGGCGCCUGCUGAGCUCGUCCUCCCAGAACGGCCGCGUGUCCUGCAGCAGCGUGGAAGGCGCGCUGGAGUACAACAUGGUGGCCGCUCCCCCCACGCCGCCACAGCUGAGCGAGUCCGCCGACGACGUGAGCGAGACGAAGAAGAUCGACUACUGCAUGGGCUUGCCGCACCACGGUUCUCCCGUGGCGGUGCUCCGGUCGGUGUGCCUGAGGGACAUGGGCACGGAGAUGACCCCCAUCGCCAGCAAGGAGCCGUCCAGGUCCGCCACACCGCUGAGGGCGUCGACGCCCGUGUCGCGCAGCCCCAUACCGUCGCGGCCGUCCACGCCCGGCGGGCGGCGGGACGACGUGGCCGUGGGCAUUACCGCCGUCGAGGCCCGUACGGCUGAGCCCGUGGCCGGAGACAGAGUUGACGGUGGCAGCGGCUGUCCCGUGGAGGAGAGUAGCGGCGGGUUCGGCAUUCAUGCGCCAAGCUCGACAAACGCGCUCGAGUCCCGCGCCGCAGCCUGGGACGAGGCCGAGCGGGCCAAAUUCACGGCGAGAUACAAGCGUGAAGAGAUGAAGAUACAGGCAUGGGAGAACCAUGAGAAGAGAAAAGCUGAGCUGGAAAUGAAGAAAAUAGAGAUGAAGGCGGAACAGAUGAAAGCACGGGCGCAAGAGAAGCUGGCGAACAAACUGGCGGCCGCGCGGAGGAUGGCCGAGGAGAAGCGGGCGAGCGCGGAGGCUAAGCUUAACGAGCACGCGGCCAGAACCACGCAGCAGGCAGACUACAUCAGAAGGACCGGGCACAUGCCCUCGUUCUUCUCCUUCAAGAUGCCCUCCCUGUGCGGCUGAUACCACCAAACUAGCUGAAUUUUCGUGGCUAUAUCUUUCCAACGCAUUAUUUUUGUUGUCCUAGGAUGGGUGACCUCCUGGGAAGUCCUUGUGUUGCAUCCCUCCUUUUAGCCGUUUUG